AGGGGCGCGACUAAAAAAGGAAGACAUUAUUUUACUUUGAAAGGGAAACUAAAGGCGACGGGUGGACUGGACUGUGUACAGAAAACCUAAACAAGAGAGGAUCGUUUUGUCUCCCAAACUGAAGAAUAAGGACUCUGCAUAGCGAACCAUGACCGAUUCUGGACCAUCAAGAAAAAUGUCACGCGCCAAGUUGGUGAUUCUGGGACGAGAGAACUGUGGGAAGACAGCCUUGUGUGUUAGAUUCAUCACCAAGCGGUUCAUAGGAGAGUAUGACCAUAAAAAGGAAGUAACAUACAGGUGUCGAAAAACUGUGGACAAGGAACCCAUUGAUUUGGAGAUACUGGACACAGCAAACAAGGAGUCUGUUUGUUCUGCAGCAACUGUUGAGACUUCCAUUAAAUGGGGCAACGGUUUCCUUAUUAUGUAUUCCAUCACAGACCGGAGCAGCUUUGAAUCCGUCUCACGGUUGAAGAGGCUUAUUGAUCAUGUCAAGCAGACUCUGGGCAUACCUACUGUAAUAGUUGCCAACAAAUGUGACAUGGAGAAUGGACGGGUGGUGCGGACAGAAGAAGGGCAGGCCCUUGCUAGUGAUCUGAGGUGCAGCUUCUUUGAGUUGUCUGUGGCAGAGAGCUCGUUGGCCGUGGAGGUUGCAGUUGAGAAGUUGAUACGGGAGGUGCGUCUGGAGUACCAGCGUCACCUACUGGCCAUGGACAGACGCUCGCGCAUGCUGCAGAUGAGGCAUGCACUGAGCCGCAAGCUCACCCGGAGCAAGACCAUGCAGUGGUGACCAAGGUUGUUCAGUCUGUCUCCAUGACUACUGACUGAAGAGCUACUCGUUGCUGUUUCUUUCUACAUCUGCGUUAUACGGAAGUUGACAGAGAGGCAAAUCCUUGACAAGAAGUUGAAGUUGUAGAGGAACCCUGACUUAAUGGUUUCGGACAUAAUGGACCGCAUUUCACAAACUUGUUUAUGUAUAUAGUAUACAUACAGUGCAUUUGGUAAUGCAUUGGCAUUCACAAAGCUUUUAUGGGGCACAUAAUAACAUGAAUGGUUGAAAGCAGCAGAAAACUGAUGGGAAAUUGCACUCUACCGACAGUUAUCUUUGUCUAUGAAAUAUGGGUGAUUCCAUUGUUAGAGAAACAUCUUUGAGUGCAAACAGAAAUGUUAUUUGGCCUAUGGUAGGAUAUUUU
This is a messenger RNA of Esox lucius (northern pike), 1190 nucleotides long. RefSeq lists its product as uncharacterized. The transcript has 7 exons. The record is from RefSeq and is a predicted model, not a curated record. Bases 149 to 787 code for a protein of 212 amino acids. Gene Ontology annotation, molecular function: GTP binding; GTPase activity. Lineage: Eukaryota; Metazoa; Chordata; Actinopteri; Esociformes; Esocidae.